This is a messenger RNA of Belonocnema kinseyi, 6185 nucleotides long. RefSeq lists its product as uncharacterized. Gene Ontology annotation, molecular function: protein binding. Gene Ontology annotation, biological process: protein localization to ciliary inversin compartment. Gene Ontology annotation, cellular component: ciliary inversin compartment. The record is from RefSeq and is a predicted model, not a curated record. Lineage: Eukaryota; Metazoa; Arthropoda; Insecta; Hymenoptera; Cynipidae. The coding region runs from base 147 to 5558 and encodes 1803 amino acids. The transcript has 10 exons.
UCGUGCCAGGGUGCUGCUUGGAGAAUUCAGAAUUCGCAGAUUAAACAGCUUAUGAAAAACAUCAAAACAAUAAUAUUAUGAUUAUUAAAUAUGACUGUUCCUAGGAGAGUUAAACAUCCGGCUGGCACUGAGAGAGCGGCUUUAAAAUGGGUAGGCAUAGGAAAGGAGACGCCUCACUCCGGAAAGUAUCUGAAAAUGGAAACCAAGAUAGAAUUAAAGACAUAUUAGAUAGAAGAAUAGUUAACGUUAACAUGAAAUUGGAUGAGGGUAAAACAGUCCUACAUGUGGCAGCAUCCAAUGGACGUGCGCAUUUUGUAGAUAUUCUCUGCAAAAGUGGUGCCAAAAUUAACGAGCGAGAUAAUAAUGGUUUGACACCUCUUUGUACCGCAGUUUCUAAAAAUCAUCUUGCAGUUGUCAAGGUUCUUCUGAAUCAUGGAGCCGAUCCGAAAGGCUCAUUCAAAAUGGCUCUUGAGGCUCAAUUUCAAAAUAUAGCCUUAGUUCUGCUUAAAUACGGAACUUUAUUCGAUAUUUGCUUAUCAAGUUGCCCUGAUUCACAGUUAUUGGUUAAUCUUUUGAACAUUUUGUUGACUGUCGACAAUGUGGAUGUGAAUUCUAGGAUUCUUGGGGGUGUGCACGUAAAAUCCUUCAAAUGUUUAAGACCCCUUGACUGUGCUAUAAUCAAUGGGAGGGUAAAUUUAGUCAAACGACUAAUUGAGUUAGGAGCUGAUGUCAAUGUGAAAUUAGAUGGCGGCCAAACUCCCUUGAAUUUAGCAGUCAAAGUUAAUCAUGUCAGCAUUGUCGAAUGCCUUUUGAAUAAUGGUGCAGAUGUCAACUGCGCUACCAAUUUUGGUGAUACAGCAUUAAGUUUCGCCGUAAAAAAAGCAUCACGGAUAAGAAGUAAUGAUCCUGAUUCACGGAAUAACUUUUUAGAUAUGGUAAGAAUAAUCGAAAUGCUCUUGGCAAAAGGAGCUUCUGUAAAUUCUCCUGAUAAACAAGGUCGUAGGCCACUACAUUAUGCAGCCGAAAUAAAUAAAUUUUGGCCAGAAAUAUUCAGACUCUUGCUUGGUCACGGAGCCGAUGUAAAUGCUGUUGAUGAGGAAGAUGCUACGCCAAUUUUUUAUGUAGAGAAUGCGUUGAUUAUUGAAAUGCUGAUAGGAAGAGGAGCAGAUGUCAACUAUGUAUCUGAAAUAUUGUUUACGCCUCUUUCACAAAUGUUUAAUUUGGAUCGAUCAUCAUGUGUAGAAGUACUUUUAAGGAAUGGGGCUGAUGCAAAUAUUCAGAAUUCUGAAGGAAAGACUAUACUGCAAGUUCAUCGCAAUCCUAUGACUUAUUAUAAUAAUUUUGAUAUCCUUGAAGCUUUAAUUAAUCAAACGUCAAAUCUUAUUCCUGCAAUUUGGAAUCUUGGACACUCUGGCUAUGAUUCAGCAUCUCCGGAUAGUAUUAAACUUUUGACUGGUAUGGUUGUCAAGAGAACAGUUGCUAAAAAAAUUAGCAUCGAUGUAGAAACUCUAAGGAGAUUUAAUAAAUAUAAAUAUUUUUGCUCAAGAAUCCCUAUGUGCGAAAAAGAAAUCGUUAAAAUGAAAAAUACGAAAGUUAAAAUUGGGGAGUUGAGUUUCUUUGACAUUUUAGAUAUGUCGAUCGAUAAUCUUUCGGAUUAUGUGGAGAGGAAAGAACUCCUAAAACUGAAAUCUGAUAGGAUCAAAAAAGAUUUUCCUAUGUAUGCGUACAUAUUGAGGAGGCACAUUAAACAGGCAAGGAACCGGAGAUCUUUACUUGACUCGAGUGCAGAAACUUUCAAGAAAUUAAUUUUUCACCAUCAUGAAAUUAACUUACCAUAUAUUGUUGUGCAGAAAAUCGUUUCGAUGUUAGGUUGUAAGGGUACAGGCAAUUUUUCAUAUCUUUCAAAGACUACCCAGAUUACAGUUUGUGAGCAGGAUGCGCGCACUGUGGAAUCAUGUGAAUACAUUAGCCUACACAACGUACGUUUCGAUCUCCACUCAGAUGUACCAUCCAUGCAGGCGCAUACGCGGCGCACGCCUUGUGAAGCACGCGCGUGCGUGCCAGAAGCAAACACUUGGUACGCGUGGGUUCAUUAUCGUAAAAUUAUUUAUUUAAAAAUUGACGGUAAAAUAAGAACAAAGAACAAUGACUCAAAUAGAGAGGAAUCGACUGACCCUUACCUUGUUUCCGUUGGGAAAAAUAUCCAUAGUACAACGAUUCCUCCUCUCAGUGGGAACGACCAACAUGAACUGACUUGUAGCGUCGUUUUUCUGAUCUUCCCGCUCAUCCUGCUCGUUCUCAGCCAGUGUCCGGUAGGUGCUGCCCUCUUACGCUCCACGUCCGACCUUCAUCGGGGGAAAAGGUUUCGGGCGUCUCCAAUGCCGCGAGGAAGAGGGUGUCCGACCCCGGGGUUCCUACAAGAAUCGACCCUCGCAGUAGUGGCGGCCUCUGGUACGGUUGGCGAUAGGGAACCGGCGUCGUCCGCGCUUGGUGUCUCGCGGGGUAUCAGCCGGAACGUUAUAAAUUCCGCCGGCGGAGGUAGAGGCGUCGAAGGAGCUACGUCCAAUGCUCUCGGUCGUGGAGAAUCUGGACCUACAGAAGAGUAUCCAGACCCGAUAGAAUGUCGGCCGAAAACGAUAAAAGAGAAAACACAAAAGUCUAGAAGGAGCUUGGAGCAAAAGUAUCAACGAUUCUCAUUGAAGUCUGAGGAAUCUAUUUCUAGUAUAGGGAGCAGUUGCUUUACUGGAGAAGAGAAGAGCCGAGAAACGAAUUCAACUGAUGUCGAAUUCGAAGAAGUCAAAGCAUUCCGUGAUCCUGAACCAAAUUUUUCUACUGAGAUGCAAAGCAUGGACAUGGAAUCUAAAAGUAAUGACAGGGGACAGGCUUUUUCUUCUGCAGGAACACAGACAAAUUUUGAGACUCUUCAAGAACUUCAAGGGAUGGAAUCUACAACCGAUAGUAAGAUAAUCAUUUCCGUCUCUGUAGGAACGCAAACAGAUUUUGAGGAUUUUGACGAAUCUAAGGUGGUGGAAUCUCAAAGUACCAUGAAAGUACCUAAAGUUAGAUCUACAGGCAUUCAGACAUCAAAGCGAUUGAUUCGAGAAAUUUCAAAGUCUCCUGCUCAGCGAUUCGAAGAUUCUUUAAGAAACGAUAAUGAUAAAUGUCUUUUAUACACAGGUUUACAUUUUAAGUACAUCACGGUUAUAAUGUCGUUCAUCGGCGAUGUCGCGAAUAGUUUAAAUUACUGGGGUUCGAGUCGUAAAAGUAAUGCUAACGAAAAACACAAAGCGAAACGUAAAUUAACACCUUUGCAGGAAUUAAUUCUUGUUCUUACUCGCUUAAGAUGUGGGUUACUUCUCGAAGACAUGUCAUACCGGUUUGAAUAUAAAGGUCAUACGACAUUUAAAGUUUUACUUGGCUGUACUCCGAACGGUGCCAUAAGUUUUCUUUCUGACGUUUAUGAAGGGGCAAUUUCAGAUCGCGAAAUCGUCAUUAAAUCUAAACUAGUAGAUGUUUUACAACCCGGCGACGUUGUUCUUGCAGAUAGAGGCUUUACUAUCGAAGACCUUGUCGAAAGUGUAGGCGCAUCUCUGAACAUACCACCAUUCCUUAGACAAAGAAAUCGUUUUACAGCACAAGAGGAAAUCGCAACGAAGAAAGUUGCUAAAGAACGCAUUUACGUUGAACAUGCAAUUCAGAAACUUAAAACAGAAUCGGUUUACAACGAUGUGAAUCAGUCAUUUUCUAAAGCAGCUUCGAAUCUGCCAUGUACUGCAAUGACUAUUUCAAACAACGGCGCAAAAAUGUCUACGCGCUCGGAAGAAGAAAUCGCAUUCUGGGAAGCAGCCUCAAAUGGGGACGAGGAGAAAAUUAAAGACGCGUUAGAUAAACAAAUGGUUGACAUUCACAUGAAGUUCGAGGGGGAAACAAUCCUGCAUGUUGCAGCUUCGAAUGGACACGAUAAAUUAGUAGAUUUUCUCUGUAAGAGUGGCGUUAGCAUUAAUGAUCCAGCUUAUAAUCGUUUGACUCCUCUUUGUACCGCAGUGUCAAAAAAUCAUCUAGACGUGGUCAAGGUUCUUCUGAAUCAUAAAGCUGAUCCGAAAGGAUCAUUUAGAAUUGCCCUUGACAUUCAGUCUAAAAGUAUGGUCUUGAUUCUUCUGGAAUACGGGACUUUAUUUGAUAUUUGUUUAUCCACUUGCUCUGAUUCAGAAUUUUUGGAAGAAUUUUUUAACAUGUUGUGCAGUAAGCCUGAUUUUAAUGUCAAUGAUAAUAUUUCUGGGAGGAUGAUUUAUGCCUUUGAUGAUCGUCUGACACCUCUUCACUUAGCUGCCGAAAGUGGGAAAGACAAUAUUGUGAAAAAACUGAUUGAAUUAGGAGCGGAUGUGAAUGCAAAAACCAGAAAGAAACUGACUCCCUUGCAUUGUGCAGUUUUUAACAGACAUGUCAGGAUUUCCGAAUGUCUCUUAAAUAACGGUGCAGAUGUCAACAGCUCUACCAAUUCUGGUGACACAUCAUUAAUUUUCUCCACGAAAAACGCCUCACCUAUUAGAUGUGACAAAGAUCCUCGUUCAGAGGAGAAGUUUUUAGAUUUUUUUGAAAUAACUAAAAUGCUUUUGGCGAAAGGAGCUUCUGUAAAUUGUCGUGAGGAUUUUAAUGGGUUCACACCACUCCAUUAUGGCGCUGGUAUAGAUCAAUCUUGGCCGCAAAUAGUCAGGCUUCUCCUUGAUCAUGGAGCUGAUAUAAAUGCCGUUAAUAAAAUCGAUGCCUUACCAAUUUUCUAUGCAAAGAAUGAUAUGAUUCUUGAAAUGCUCAUAGAGAAAGGAGCAACGGUCAACUAUGUAUCUAAAACAUUGUUUACACCUCUGUCACACAUGUUCACUUUGAAUCGAUCAUCAUGUGUCGAAGUUCUUCUAAGGAAUGGGGCUGAUGUCAAUAUUCGGAACUCUCAUGGGAAAACAAUGCUGGAGAUGAAUAGUCCUUUGGUUUAUUAUAAUAAUCUUGAACUCCUUGAAAUUUUAAUUAAUCAAACGACCGAUCUCAAUCCAGCGAUUCGUCAACUUGGAGAGUCUGAUCAGUCUAGAAAAUUUCUUCAAUCUUUGGCUGCCAUGAUUGUCAAGAGGAAAGUUACUGAAGAAAUUAGCAUCGAUUUAGAAAAUUUAAAGACACUUAGUAGGUAUCGACUUCUUUGCUCCCUAAUUCCGAUGUGUGAAGCAGAAAUUAAUGAAUUGAAAAACAAGAUGGUUGACAUUGUGGGUUUGAGUGCCUUUGAUAUUUUAUGUAUGCCGAUUAAUAAACUUUCGAAUCAUGUAAAACGCCAAUGUCAAGAACUUCUGCAACUUGAGACUGAAAGUAUCAAAGUAUGUUUCCCUUUUUAUGGUGAAAUAUUGCAGUGGCACAUUAAACAAGCAAAAAACCGAAGAUCUUUAAUUGAUUCGAGUGCAGAAGCUCUUAGAAAAUUAAUUUUUCAUUCUCAUAAGAUAAAACUGCCAGAUGUUGUUCUUCACGGAAUAGUUCCAUUGUUAAGUAACAGUUACUUAAUUAAUUUAGCAGAAGUAUGACUGAAGUUUUAUAAAUAGGAUAUAGGGUUACGUUUUUUUAUGUAUGAACAUGUCCCUCCGCUGAUAACACGUUAUCCAGUUUUUGUUAGAAAUAUUUUUAUCAGUAUUUUUAUUAGUAUGGAUUUUUAUGCUCUCCCUUGCAAUUUAGAUUCCCAUUAAUUGAUAUGAGUGUGAGGUUUAUUAAGAACUAGGAUAAUGAACUCGUGAUAUAAGCUACAUUUUUUAAAAGUUCCUAUUGACCUAAAUUCCUCUGAUGAAGAAUUAGAAAUAGAGGCAAAAUGCCGUUACGAAGCCUCAAAAGAACAGAAUUAUUGAUCAAUAUUACAUUGCUCUUCUAUGAUAAAAUUAUGUGAAAUUUUCAACGAAAUGUGUAAAAAAACCUAAACCCAACUGUUAAAUAUUUAUAGUUGACUCAUAGAAAUAAUGUUGAAAUCGAUUCAAAUAAAUUGUUUCAUUAACAAAAUGAUAUUUAUUUAAUAAUAGUAAAGUUAAUAUUACAUACAACAAUCACUUAAGAUUAUUUAACAUAUUAUAAGAUUAUAAUAUUAUAGACGAACUGUGUACAAUAAGAAUCUUUUGUAAUUGAUUUUUGUUCCUGGAUUGACAAUAAUAAAUGUAUCAAAUGAA